AUAUAUUAUAAUAAAGUAAGAGUAGAUGCAGAUGUGUAGCAAUGAAGAAAAUAUUAACAAUUGUACUCUCAAUUCUUAAUAACCAGCACGGCAGUUCCCCACUAGUCAAUAUCCAAAGAAGGGACACUGAACCGGGAUGAUCUUUAGGCAUUAUUAGUUAAAAAGGCAAAGGCUUGUUUAGCCUUGAGGCAAAGCCUUAAAUUUCACAAGUCAACACCAACCAUUUUUGACGAACCCUCACCCUUUUUAAACACCAACCCUGGAAUUCCCCCUAACAAACCCAAAAAAUAUGAAGGUCCAAGUCUUAGAAACUGCUCUCAUCCGCCCCUCCACCGCACCUUUCACCCACGAUCACACCCUCCCCCUCUCUCACCUAGAUAAUGACCACUCCCUCAACGUCACCUUCCGUUACCUGCGAGCUUACGUCAACAGCGACACCACCGGUCGUGACCCUUUCCAGGUCAUCUCCUCCGCCAUCUCCGCCGCUCUCCACCACUAUUAUCCUCUGGCUGGAUCUCUCGGCCGUUCCAGCAACGGUAGGUAUGAGCUUUUCUGUCGGUUGGACCAAAGCCUACCGCUUGUAAGUGCCAGCGUGGACUGCACAUUGGAGUCUGUAAAUCACCUUGAUGACCCUGAUAUGAAUUCGGUUGAACAGCUGGUUCCCGACCCAAGCCCGGAAGAAACGUUGGUCAACCCCUGUACUUUACAGCUAACGGUGUUCAAAUGUGGUGGGUUUACUCUUGGGGCGGCUAUACACAAUGCUUUAUGCGAUGGGCUUGGUGCGACCCAGUUUUUCUGUAUAGCAGCUGAUUUCGCACGUGGGGUGGACGAAGUAAAAUAUCAGCCGGUUUGGGAUCGAUCCACUCUAUUGGGUCCAAGAAACCCCCCGAAAGUUGAAGCCCCAGUUCUUGAGUUCCUAAGCUUGGAGAAAGGUUUUAAUCCUUACAAACAGUAUAUCGGACAUGUUGAAAGGGAGUGCUUUUAUGUGGAAGAUGAAUGCUUGGACCAGCUCAAGGCUUUGCUUUUUGAACAAAGUGGUCUGGGUUUAACCACUUUUGAAAUCUUAGGUGCAUAUAUUUGGCGAGCCAAGGUGAAAGCCUCAAAGAUUCCAGGCGAGGAGACGGUGAAGUUUUCAUAUUUGAUGAACAUCCGCAAAGUGGUAAAGCCAGCAUUGCCUGCAGGCUACUGGGGCAACGGCUGCGUUGCAAUGUACGCCAAGGUCAGUGCCAAGGACCUAAUCGAGCAACCUUUGUGGAAAACGGCAGAACUGAUCAAGAAGAGCAAAAGCAAUGGCAGUGACGAGUACGUGCGUUCUUUCAUUGACUUACAAGAACUGCACUAUGAAGACGGCAUCACGGCUGGGAAAGGGGUGAGUGGGUUCACUGAUUGGCGACAUUUGGGCCAUUCGGCUGUAGAUUUUGGUUGGGGAGGUCCCACUACAGUGUUGCCACUUUCAACCAAUUUCCUUGGGAGUGUGGAGCCAUGCUUUUUCCUGCCUUAUGCUUCAUCAAAUACAGGGAAGAAUAAAGGAUUUAAAGUGUUGGUGAGCUUGCGUGAGAGUGCCAUAGCUGAUUUUAGAGAAGAGAUGGAGAAAUUUAGUAGGAAAGAAUUUAGUAAACUUUGAGCUGUUUCUAGAUAUCUGAAUCCUGCUAGCAGAGCUGUCUUGUUGCUAAUUUGGCUAAUAAUAAUAAUAAUAAUAAUAAUAAUAAUAAUAAUAAUAAUUUGUUCUUGUUCUAA
Gossypium arboreum is the source of this 1737-nucleotide messenger RNA. RefSeq names its product 3'-N-debenzoyl-2'-deoxytaxol N-benzoyltransferase. The coding region runs from base 290 to 1624 and encodes 444 amino acids. The transcript is spliced from 2 exons. NCBI's taxonomy places the organism in Eukaryota, Viridiplantae, Streptophyta, Magnoliopsida, Malvales, Malvaceae. The record is from RefSeq and is a predicted model, not a curated record.